AUGUUUGAACAUUACCAUGAAACAGAUAAUGAAGACAUCAAAGCAGAAGUUGAUAAUUUUACAAGCUUAGCAACUAUUCCUGAGGAAGAAGAAACAUCAUUAACACCCAUUCCUGAGAUAGAUGUUUCAUUACCAGCAUCAAAUCAAAUUGACAUUCCAAAGGUCAUCACUCUGAAUGACAUAGCACUACAAACAGUGAAGAACAUUAAAGUGUUUCCAGACCAUGCAGAUUUCUUUACCAGUGUUUCUGAGACAUUUCCAGUACUGCAAUUUGAAAGUAACUCAGAAAGCAAUAACAUUGACAACACCAAGUUUCAUCCUCAGUCCACUCAAGGGGCAACUUUUCUUCAGAAAGGAACAAAUGAACUUCUUCAACAUUGCUGUAUCGACCGAUUGAACUCAGACAUGUUCAGUCAUUGCUCUAUCUAA
Messenger RNA from Biomphalaria glabrata, 429 nucleotides. RefSeq lists its product as uncharacterized. Lineage: Eukaryota; Metazoa; Mollusca; Gastropoda; Planorbidae. The transcript is spliced from 2 exons. The record is from RefSeq and is a predicted model, not a curated record. Bases 1 to 429 code for a protein of 142 amino acids.